Messenger RNA from Leptosia nina, 867 nucleotides. The record is from the annotation of a GenBank genome assembly. NCBI's taxonomy places the organism in Eukaryota, Metazoa, Arthropoda, Insecta, Lepidoptera, Pieridae.
AUGAAAAGCAGCGGACUGGUUUUAUUUGUGUGUGCUGGUUUGCUAUUGAGCGGUGGUGCCGUUUUAGGCGGUUCGACAGCGUGGAACCUCUUCCGCAUGUCCUACUACUUCUGGACGACGGACUUGGGCGUCGAACUGGGGUCAAGCGUGCUCUUCCUUUCUGGGGCACUACUCUGCCUACCCGCAUGUUGGCUAUCUACCUUAGUCCCAUACUAUAAGAAGUCGACGACACUUUUAGCUACGUUAAUGGUCCUAGUGACUGUGGCAUUAGUAUUGCUAUCGACUGGUAUAUCUUCGAUUAUGGCGCUGUCGAAAGCCACUCGAGAUCCGGCUGGGCUCAACGCCAGCAUGUUGCGGUCCAUGUCCCUCGAAGCUAUAGAUCCAGCUGUCAAGAGUGCCUUCACAGCUAUGCAAAUUGAGUUGAAAUGCUGCGGCGUCCAGUCCCACACGGACUGGUACCUCCAUCGACGGAAUAUACCACCGGCCUGCUGUGGUCGUUUAUUUGCAGGAAGGCAAGAAGGCCGGUGCGCAUACCCACUCCACCCGACGGGGUGCUUGGGACCAGCUAUAAGGGAACUCCGCCUUUAUGUCAAUUCGCUGACCGUUGUCGCUUGUGGUAUAAUUCUAGUUAUGGCGGUGACCCUCUUUGCGACCUCGUACACCUUGGUGUCUGGUGUGGUGGAGCGUGCUAAUAAAACUCUACAACCUCUUCGCAUUGCCUGCCUGAACAACUCGCCAGCAUUCCUACACAGAAAUUCGUCCGCAAACUAUAACGUUGUCACCGGCGCCAUAAAUAACAACAAUCCCACCCAAGGAAUCUAUCCUUCCUUGGUACCUCCGACUAAUCCUGCUUUUUGCCCCAGUUAA